This is a messenger RNA of Euleptes europaea (tarantolino), 4566 nucleotides long. RefSeq names its product tensin 2 (gene TNS2). Gene Ontology annotation, molecular function: protein binding; protein tyrosine phosphatase activity. NCBI's taxonomy places the organism in Eukaryota, Metazoa, Chordata, Lepidosauria, Squamata, Sphaerodactylidae. Gene Ontology annotation, biological process: peptidyl-tyrosine dephosphorylation. The coding region runs from base 325 to 4560 and encodes 1411 amino acids. The record is from RefSeq and is a predicted model, not a curated record. The transcript has 29 exons.
GCCCGAGUAGCCAGUGGAAAACGGCCCGGGAAGGUGCCUGAGCCGCACAGCUUCAAGGAGAAGGUAUUCAAGAAGAAGAAAAAGGCAUGUGUGGUGUGCAAGGAAUCCAUCGAGUCCCAGGGCCUUGUCUGCAAAGUGUGCAAAGUGGCAAGCCACAAGAAAUGCGAAGGCAAGGUCCCAUCCUCCUGCCAGCCGCUUCCUCCACCUGAACUGAGACGGAAUACGGCCCCAGUCCGGCGCAUUGAGCAUUUGGGUUCCACCAAGUCCCUCAACACUGCAAGACAACGUAACACAUUACCCAGGAGCUUCAGCCUGGACCACGUGAUGGAGCGCAAGUAUGACUUUGACCUCACCUACAUCACCGAGCGCAUCAUCUCCGUCUUCUUCCCCCCUGCCUUGGAGGAGCAGCGUUACCGCAGCAACCUCAGGGAGGUGGCUCAGAUGCUGAAAUCCAAGCAUGAGGACAAAUAUAUGCUCUUCAACCUGUCAGAGAAACGGCAUGACAUCCUCCGGCUGAACCCCAAGGUUCAGGAUUUUGGGUGGCCGCACCUACACGCCCCACCACUGGACAAAAUCUGCUCCAUUUGCAAAGCCAUGGAGACCUGGCUGAAUUCAGACCCGCAGCAUGUGGUUGUGCUUCACUGCAAGGGCAACAAGGGGAAAACAGGGGUGAUCGUGGCCGCCUACAUGUACUACAGCAAAAUCUCUGCAAGUGCGGACCAAGCCCUCAGCACGCUAACCAUGCGCAAGUUCUGCGAGGACAAGGUGGCGGCAUCCUUGCAACCCUCCCAGAAGAGGUACAUCCAUUAUUUCAGCGGGCUGCUUUCAGGCACUAUCAAGAUGAACAGCAACACCCUCUUCCUGCAUCACGUCUUGCUCCCGGCUAUUCCUGCCUUUGAGGCUGGAGGAGGCUAUCAACCUUUCCUGAAGAUCUAUCAGUCCAUGCAGCUGGUCUAUACCUCGGGGAUCUACAGCCUGCAUGGUACCGGUGGGUCUCAGAAGCUCUGCAUCACUCUGGAGCCAGCUUUACUCCUGAAGGGGGAUGUCAUGGUGAAAUGCUAUCACAAGCAGCUCCAGGGAGCGGAGCGGGAUGUCGUAUUCCGAGUCCAGUUCCAUACCUGUACCAUCCACAGCACGCAACUUUGGUUUAGCAAAGACGAGCUGGACGAAGCCUGGAGAGAUGAACGUUUCCCUUUCGAAGCGAGUGUGGAGUUUGUUUUCUCUUCCAGCCCAGAGAAACUGAAAGGCCGGGAGACCUAUAGGAACAAUGCCGCGACUACGAUAGAUUACAACAUCUCUGACCCUAUCGUGAGGUGGGACUCCUACGAGCACUUCAACUUGCACCACGAAGACAGCCUGGAAGAUGUCUCGCACACCCGGGGCCCGCUCGACGGCAGCCUCUACGCCAGGAUCAAGAAGAAAUGCGACCUUAGCGACUUCUCUUCUAGCAACGGCAGCCCCAGCAGCCCCGAGUCCCCUCCCCAGCAAGGAGGGCGCCUCCUUUCCAUCAGCAGCGACUCGGGGCACUCCUCCAUGCUGACCGAGAAGGCGGACGACCACACGCCACUGUCCAGGCUCCAGCCCACGCUUGCCGAGAAGGAGGAACUGGACAGGCUGCUGGGCGGCUUUGGCGUCCAGCCUCCGCCCCGGCAGCUGUGCGAGGGGGACGGUCCUCAUGACGUUCCCCCCUCCGCCGCCGCCCCCAAGGAGAGGGAGACGGCCAUUUUGGAAGACGAGCUGCCCGACGUCGGUCCCCCCGGACCCCACUUCUCCUACCAAACUCAGCGCCCGGGCCUGGCCCGCCACUGUUCCUGUCGCCUCGGAUACCGCUCCCACAGCCCCGAGAGGGCUCACCCCGUGGCCUAUUACAGGCCAGACGGCACUUUGGAGCGGCGACCGCCGAUCUACAACGGCGGGCACUCCCACCUGCCCCCUGAGGGGUACGAAGAGAAGCAGAGGGUGUACCGCUCGCUGUCUGAGGGCAUACAACCCCACUCGUACCCCUUCGGCCACGAACCGCUGCCCCCUCACAGUCCUGGCCGGCGGGACCACGAGGAGCUCAUGAUCUUGGAGGACCCGCCCACUUUCAUAUGCCCUUGCCAGGAUUGCCAAGAGGCUGCCCGCGAAGAGGCGCGGGUGCCCACGGCUUCUUUCUACGGCCUGCGCCUAGACCGGGAGGCAGAACUGUGGGGGGUGGAAAACCCGAGGCCGUCCCUCCUCCACCACCCCCUUCAUCGGGGCGGUCAGCCCGUGCCUCUCCUUAUGCCAGCUGCCUACGGGCACCACCACUUGCCCCGCGGGCAACACCAGGCUUUUAACUUUGAGCCCAAAGUGGUGGCGCCGCACCUCAGCCACGGUUACCCCACCCACCAGAGGGCAAAGGCCAUGGAAGAGACCGCAGAACCGUUUGCCUAUCACCGCUACGGUCCCGCUUAUCCUCCGGUCGCGCCGUACACCUAUGGCAGAGCCCCGCCCAAGGCCUGCGUUUCCCUUUAUGCCUCGGGGUACUCAGGGUCUCCCCACUCAGGUUCCAUUUCGCCAACCAGCCCGAUGUAUCCAGCGGCCAGGAAGCAUGGGUAUGAGCCCCUGGAGAGCGGCGAAGGGUACCUUCUGCCAGGACAUCCAGAAAGGCCACGUGAGCUGCAAGAGUGCAGAGAGGCCGUGCCCUGGCAAGAGGCUCCCGGCCCCCUUCUGCAGCACCUGCAGGAGGGACGAGCUACCUGCGCAGAUGUGUCUGGCCCGCCCAUGCACACCAGCAGCCCAGUAUUCAACAAUGACAGCCCUGGAGCACGCAAGCCCGGCAACACAGUCGCCAACCCACCUGAAGCCACGCCUCAGUCCAGCCCGGAAGAGCUGGCUCCCCCCGGCUGGAAAAGAGGCCCGGAGAAAACGGCCUCCCCUAGCAGCCCCACGCAGACUCCGCCACCGAUGCAGACGUUCACCCACCUCCCCGCCUUCAAGCCCCAAGCUAACGGGACCUCCCUGAGGCUAGGCCUCCAGUCGCCGCAACCGGGCUACCGGGUUCACCUCCCGUCCAGCCCGCCACACGCCACCCCCUCGCCGAAACACGGCAUCCCGCAAGAGGCCCAGCCGCACCAAAACGGGUCGGAAACGUUCGGCACUCCCCCGGCGGCAACCUCCCGCGAGCGGUCAGGGGAAGACAAGCUAGGGCACCAAGCGGGCCCUGUCGUGGAGAGACCUGUGGCCCAGAGGGGCAGCCCGGUGGUUCCCUGCCACGGCCAGCCCCCUCCUAGCUGCCGAACGGUGUCCAGCGCGCCGGCGUCACCGCAGAGCCCCGUGGCCUAUAACGGCCGCCCACACAACGAGAGAACCGGGCCUGAGAUGGGCACCCUUCCCCGUUGCCCCAACAGCACCCCUUCUCUGGGGCCCUGCUCGGUCAGCAUCCAGCCGCCAGCCCUCGGCUGCGGGUUGACCGACACGCAGGGCUCUCCGACCCCAGCCUUCCCCAUCGCGACGGCCUACUACACAGGGGCGGAGAGUAGCCCCUCCGGCAGGGAUCACCCCUGCGAACCGCCGCAACCUCCCCUGCCUGAGAAGCAUCACACGCUGGCGGCCAGGAACUGGGAGAGGACUUCGCCGCCCGGUCGCAGCCCCGGCUCUGCUCAUCAUGUCACCUUUGCGCCUGGCGUACCUGACAGCGUUACCUCUGCAUCAGAGAGCCAGCCACAGCAAGAGAACCAGGGGAACGUCAAAUUUGUCCAAGACACAUCCAAGUUCUGGUACAAGCCUCAUUUGUCCCGGGACCAAGCUAUAGCCCUCCUCAAGGACAAGGAACCUGGCACCUUCCUCAUCCGGGACAGCAAUUCCUUCCAGGGGGCCUACGGGCUGGCCCUGAAAGUGGCGACCCCUCCCCCUAACAGCAUCAACCACUCCACCAAAGGAGACCCUGCUGAGCAGCUGGUGCGUCACUUCCUGAUCGAGACCGGGCCCAAGGGGGUGAAGAUCAAGGGCUGCAACAACGAACCCCAUUUUGGCAGCUUGCCGGCCCUGGUAUCCCAGCAUUCGAUCACGCCCAUCUCAUUGCCAUGCCGACUCCGCAUCCCAAACAAAGAUCUUGUGUUGGAGAGCCCAGAGCUGGCUGUUCCGACCAACAUGAGCACAGCUGCAGACUUGCUGAAGCAGGGAGCAGCCUGCAGCGUGCUGUACCUGAGCUCUGUGGAAACGGAGUCCUUGACUGGUCCACAGGCCGUGGCCAAGGCAGCCACCAGCACUCUGAGCGCCACUCCCCGCGCUUCGGCCUGCGUUGUGCACUUCAAGGUGUCAGUCCAGGGCAUCACGCUCACAGAUAACCAGAGGAAGUUGUUUUUCCGGCGUCAUUAUCCUGUCGGCAGCGUCACCUUCUGCAGCACGGACCCUCAAGACCGCAGGUGGGCAAAUCCUGAUGGCACCACAUCCAAGAUCUUCGGCUUCGUGGCCAAGAAGCAGGGCAGCCCGUGCGAGAACAUCUGCCACCUCUUUGCAGAGCUCGACCCCGAGCAGCCGGCCUCGGCCAUCGUCAACUUCGUCACCAAGGUCAUGCUGGGGACGCACCGGCGAUAAAAGGGG